This is a messenger RNA of Zophobas morio, 2008 nucleotides long. RefSeq names its product crooked neck-like protein 1. Gene Ontology annotation, molecular function: protein binding. NCBI's taxonomy places the organism in Eukaryota, Metazoa, Arthropoda, Insecta, Coleoptera, Tenebrionidae. The record is from RefSeq and is a predicted model, not a curated record. Gene Ontology annotation, cellular component: precatalytic spliceosome; U2-type catalytic step 2 spliceosome; post-mRNA release spliceosomal complex. The coding region runs from base 2 to 2008 and encodes 668 amino acids. The transcript is spliced from 19 exons. Gene Ontology annotation, biological process: spliceosomal complex assembly; mRNA splicing, via spliceosome.
GAUGAGUAAUUCAUCUUCAAAUUUACCUAGAGUUGCUAAGGUUAAAAAUAAACAACCCGCACCGCAACAAAUUACGGCUGAACAAAUUUUACGUGAUGCGAAAGAACGAAUUGUCGAGGAACCAAAACGUCCGAAACAAAGUAUAACUGACCCGAAGGAGCUCGAAGAGUACAGACGUGAAAAACGUAAAGGUUAUGAAGAUGCACUUCGCCGAAAUAGAACUGUGGUUGGCAACUGGCUUAAGUAUGCGAGAUUUGAAGAAUCUCAAAAUCAACUAACACGAGCGAGAUCCGUUUACGAACGAGCGAUUGACGCAAAUCACCGCAAUGUGACGAUCUGGAUGAAAUAUAGCGAAAUGGAAUUGCGCAAUAGAAAUAUUAAUCACGCGAGAAACAUAUUUGAUCGUUGCGUUUCGAUAAUGCCACGUGUUGACCAGUUUUGGUACAAGUAUGCAUACGUUGAAGAACUCCUCGGUAACGUUGGCGGCGCUCGUCAAGUCUUUGAAAGAUGGAUGGAGUGGGAACCAGGAGAGCAAGCAUGGCUUUCUUAUAUAAAAAUGGAACUUCGUUAUCGCGAAACUGAACGUGCCAGACAAAUAUAUGAAAGAUUUAUUAUUGUUCAUCCGGAAGUCAAGAAUUGGAUAAAAUAUGCAAAGUUUGAAUAUAGGCAUAUGCUUAAGGCUCGAAAUAUAUAUGAACGUGCUGUUGAUUUUUUCGGAAAGGACUUCUGCAAUGAAGAUUUAUUCAUUGCAUUUGCUGAAUUCGAAGAAAAAUGCAACGAGUUUGAAAGAGCACGCGCCAUAUACAAAUACGCCCUAGAAUUUUUAGAUAAGCUUACCGCACCAAAACUUUUCAGUUUAUAUAGCGCUUUUGAGAAAAAGUUUGGUGAUCGCGCUGGAAUUGAGGAUAUUUUACUAUCGAAAAAGCGAAUGACUUAUGAAAAAGAAGUUCUAGAGAAUGGAAGAAACUAUGAUGCCUGGUUUGAUUAUGCAAAGUUGGAAGAAAGUUACGGCGAUUUGGCAAAAAUACGAACUGUGUACGAGCGUGCCAUAUCCAACAUUCCUCCGGAGCCGGAAAAAAGAUAUUGGCGGCGAUAUAUUUAUUUAUGGAUUUAUUAUGCGGUUUUCGAAGAGCUCGUCGCAAAAGAUAUUGAGCGCACGAGAGAUGUGUACAACGCGGCUUUAAAAAUUGUUCCGUCAAAAAAUUUUACAUUUGGGAAACUUUGGCUCUUAUUGGCUCAUUUUGAAGUGCGCCAGAAAAAUAUUGAGAAAGCGCGUAAGAUUCUUGGCCACGCCAUUGGCCUCUGCCCAAAGGAUAAAGUUUUUAAAGGCUACAUUGAAUUAGAAUCCAACUUAAGGUGCUUUGAUCGUUGCAGAGUUAUUUAUGAAAAAUAUCUCGAGUUCAACCCAGCAAACUGCACCACGUGGAUUAGCUUUGCUAAAAUGGAGGCCGAGCUUGGCGACUACGAGCGCGCAAAAGGAUUAUAUGAGUUGGCUAUUAACCAGGAAGUUUUGGACAUGCCGGAGUUAUUGUGGAAGGCUUAUAUCGACUUUGAAUACGAGGAAGAAAAUUACAAGGAAACUCGAAAUUUGUAUAAGAAAUUAUUAAAAAGAACACAACACGUGAAAGUAUGGAUAUCUUAUGCAAAGUUCGAGGCUUCCUUAACAGAUGGCCAAGCUCAAGUUCGAGCCCGUUCAGUAUUUGAACAAGCUCAUCAAUGCAUGAAAGAAAAUGAGCUUAAAGAGGAACGCUUAUUGGUGCUCGAAUCGUGGCUGGAGUUCGAAAAGGGAACUAACGAUUUGGAUCGAAUUAAAGCACUUCAAGAAAUGAUGCCUAAAAAAUUAAAAAAACAGCGACUUAUUGAUCCCAACGAUCCUUCGGCUGGAUUGGAAGAAUAUUAUGACCUUUUAUUUCCGGACGCUAAAAGUAAAGCAUCGAACUUUAUUCAUAUGGCUCAUUUGUGGAAGCAAAAACAAUUGGAACAGACCAAUCAGCUUCAAAGUCAAUAG